This is a messenger RNA of Durusdinium trenchii, 750 nucleotides long. The record is from the annotation of a GenBank genome assembly. NCBI's taxonomy places the organism in Eukaryota, Dinophyceae, Suessiales, Symbiodiniaceae.
AUGCUGGACUUGAAGCGCAAGAGGACAGAGACGGAGGGACUUCAUGGUCUCAUCUUGGGGCGCCUUGGAAGGGGGCUGCCGCCUCUGCGUCAGGCGUCUGUGGCGCUUGUGGCUUCUUUGCCGGAAGCAAAGGUGCAUGACGGCCUUGGAGCAGCAGCUCCGCUGGUUCACUCGCCGGUUGCUGGAAAAACCUUGUUUAAUGUGGCUUUUCUAUUUCCACCUUCUCGUGCUUUGGUGCAUCGAGAUUUGGAGACAGGCAGUGCUCAAACCGCUUCCGAUGGAUCCAGCUUUGAGCCUCGAAUCCGCAGUGCAGGUGCACCGUCCAGCACCUCCUUGAGGUUGAUGGAGAAGAAACAGAUUCCUCCGCCAUCUCGGAGUUGGCAGACUGAGAAGACGAAUGGCAAGGCGCUCGAGGGCGACGGCGAUGGUCGAUGCCAAGGACGUGACCAAGGAGAAGCUUCAGUGACUUUUCAGCAUCAGGAGAUCGAAGUGGAGCCAGACAUCACCCUGCAAAAAGCCCUUCGGAAGGAGCUUCGGGCGGCUUUGCGCUCCUGUUCCAGCAUUCAGGUGCUGGAUGCUACGUUGACUGCAGCGCGGGGCAAGGGUCGUUGUCCACGAGAGAGCAGGCGAAUCCUCAAGGUUCUGAACGCUUUCUGGCAUUCCCAGGGGCGACGGCGGCGACGGUCGGCCAUGAAGCUCAUGUCCCAGGCAACUGUCACAGGGCGAGCAUCGCCGCUUCGCUUUGGCUGA